Messenger RNA from Rotaria sp. Silwood2, 783 nucleotides. The record is from the annotation of a GenBank genome assembly. NCBI's taxonomy places the organism in Eukaryota, Metazoa, Rotifera, Eurotatoria, Philodinida, Philodinidae.
AUGGUCAUCGCUGACUGGGGAAAUCAUCGUAUCAUCCAGUGGAAGAUGGGUGAUACGAAUGGGCAAAUAUUAGCUGGUGGCCAUGGUCAAGGAUGUCAAUUGGAUCAAUUGGAUGGUCCAAGCGAUGUGUUGAUUGACGAAGAGACUGAUAGUCUCAUUAUUUGUGAUCGAGGUAAUCGACGAGUUCUAUUAUGGUCUCGUCGUAGCGGUACAACCCAAGGAGUAAUUCUUCUCGACAAUAUUCGUUGUCGGGGAUUAGCCAUGGACGACCAGAGAUAUCUCUACAUCUCUGACGAGGAGAAACAUGAAGUAAGACGAUACAAAAUAGGAGACAAGAAUGGAACUAUCGUGGCUGGUGGCAAUGGACACGGGGAUGGUCUCAAUCAACUCAACUCCCCAACCUAUCUCUUUGUUGAUCGACAACAGGCUGUUUACGUGUCGGACUAUCGAAAUCAUCGUGUGAUGAAAUGGAACAAAGGUGCAACAGAAGGAAUUAUCGUUGCUGGUGGUCGAGGCUCUGGAAAGGCCCUAACCCACUUGUGGUGUCCUGAUGGAAUACUCGUCGAUACGUUGGGUACCGUCUAUGUUGCUGACUCAGGAAAUUAUCGAGUGAUACGUUGGCCUGAAGGAGCGAAACAAGGUACUGUCAUUGCAGGUGAAAACAGUGAAGGAGAACAAGCAAAUCAGUUGAGCCGUCCUGAUGGUUUAUCCUUCGAUCAAUGUGGCCAUCUCUAUGUUGUCGAUUAUUGGAAUAAUCGAGUUCAACGAUUUUCUAUUGAAUAG